Messenger RNA from Mollisia scopiformis, 1622 nucleotides. Its product is annotated as homogentisate 1,2-dioxygenase-like protein. Gene Ontology annotation, molecular function: homogentisate 1,2-dioxygenase activity. The record is from RefSeq and is a predicted model, not a curated record. Gene Ontology annotation, cellular component: cytoplasm. Gene Ontology annotation, biological process: L-phenylalanine catabolic process. Bases 135 to 1598 code for a protein of 487 amino acids. The transcript has 2 exons. NCBI's taxonomy places the organism in Eukaryota, Fungi, Ascomycota, Leotiomycetes, Helotiales, Mollisiaceae.
GACACAGCAUCACUGACAAAAGUUUCUCCCAGAGCAUUAUUGUACCAUCCGCAUACAAACUUAACGGUCAUAUAUCUCUCUCCCUGCUUCCAUCUCAAACCUUCAAUUUUCUCAGUAAGGAAUCUUAAGUAGCCAUGCCUGUUACGAAGUUUAGCACACCUGAAAAGUAUCGGUACCAAAAUGGCUUCGGUUCAUACCAUGAGUCAGAAGCCGUCUCAGGAGCCCUCCCAAUAGGUGCCAAUUCGCCUCAAAAACCUCCCUUUGGCCUGUAUGCCGAAAAGCUCUCUGGUACAGCAUUCACAGCACCCCGACACGAGAACCAGCAAACAUGGCUCUACAAAAUCCUCCCUUCUGCAUCACACUCGGCCUUCAAUGAACGCGAAGCUUCCUCCUACAAUACCAACCCAGAAGGGCACAAGUUACAUCAGAUUCCCAACCAGCUGCGAUGGGAUCCAUUUGACAUGGACGAAACUGUGGAUUGGGUGCAUAGUUUGAAAUUGGUUGCUGGUGCUGGAGAUCCUACAAUGAAAUCUGGACUUGGCAUCUUCAUAUUUGCUGCUGGGAAGAGCAUGGAGGAUAAUCAAGCAUUCUACUCGGCAGAUGGGGACUUCUUGAUUGUUCCCCAGCAUGGGGUAUUGGAUAUACAAACAGAGCUUGGCAAGAUUCUAGUUCGGCCGAACGAAAUCUGUGUCAUUCCUCGGGGUGUGAGAUACAGAGUGGAACUGCCAGAAGGACCUGUCAGGGGUUACAUUCUCGAGUUGUACGAAGGACAUUUCCAGCUGCCUGAAUUAGGACCUAUUGGCUCGAAUUGUCUCGCCAACGCUCGAGACUUUCAAGCUCCAGUUGCAUGCUUCGAGGAAGAUACAAUAGGCAGUUAUACUAUCCUCUCGAAAUUCAACGGCCACCUCUUUGCUGCCUCGCAGACACAUACACCAUUUGAUGUAGUAGCCUGGCAUGGACUGUACUACCCAUACAAGUACGACCUCGGCCGCUUUUCCGUCAUCGGCUCCAUCUCUUUCGAUCAUCCAGACCCAAGCAUUUUCACCGUGCUGUCUGCUCCAUCACCGCGUGUGGGUACCGCCAUCGCUGAUUUUGUGAUCUUCCCUCCCCGAUGGCUCGUAGGUGAAGAUACUUUCCGACCUCCCUGGUACCACCGCAACACCAUGUCUGAGUUCAUGGGCUUGAUCGGCGGCGAGUAUGAUGCGAAGACUGGUGGAGGUUUCAAGCCAGCUGGUGCCAGUCUUCACAACAUCAUGUCUGCACACGGUCCCGACUCAGGGACCCAUGAGAAGGCAAGCAAUGCGGAGUUAAAGCCAAUGAAGGUUGGAGAGGGUAGUAUGGCUUUCAUGUUUGAAAGCUGUCUCAUGGUUGGCGUGACAGAAUGGGGACUGAAGACGUGUAAGAAAGUACAGGAGGAUUAUAAUGAGGAAAGUUGGACGCCUUUGGAGGCCCACUUUAAGAUUCCUGAGGGAGUGAGGAGGAUCAGUAAUCUGGUUGAUGGAGAUGUUGCGAGGGGUGCAAUUGAUAUUGGGAAGAGUGUUAAUGGGAAGGGAGCGACUGGAGAGAUGGAAAAGGGGCAAUUGCCUCAUUAUACUUGAGAGACCGGUAUUAUCAAUAAUAUG